Molecule: messenger RNA, 1704 nt
Organism: Daldinia decipiens
Lineage: Eukaryota; Fungi; Ascomycota; Sordariomycetes; Xylariales; Hypoxylaceae
Product: putative leucoanthocyanidin dioxygenase
Exons: 3
Coding region: 171-1172 (333 amino acids)
Molecular function (GO): dioxygenase activity
Source: RefSeq, a predicted model, not a curated record
CAGUGAUCUCGGUUCUAUGGUAAGAAACCAGGGGGGAUAAUAUUUAUAUACUAGUUGAUUAUCUAUGAAUUAUCUAUGAAUUAUCUAUGAAUUAUCUAUGAAUGCCACAAUAUAACAACUCAGCAACAUCUUAGCAAUAUAAUACACACGUAGUCGAAACUGAUAACACAAUGGGCAGCAUCGAGAAUAUUCCAGAAAUAGCACCUGAUGCUAUCCCUACUGUGGACAUCAGUCCCUUCACAGACCCAAAUGCAUCUGAGGAGGCCAAGAGCGGUGUUGUCGAUGCCAUACGCCACGCUUGUACCAAGUACGGUUUCUUUUACCUCGCCGGCCAUGGUGUGAGCGAAGAAAAACGCAACGGCAUACUCGAGUGUGCUAAGAUAUUCUUUGACCUCCCGAAGGAGGAACUCAUGGAUGUUUGGAUCGGCAAGUCGAUGGGCAAAUCAUUCCGCGGCUAUGAGCCCCCUGGAAUUCAAACCCAUCAAAAAGGUCUCCUGCCAGAUACCAAAGAGUGCUUUUCGAUCGGCCACGAGGUCCCUGCUGACCACCCAGAUGCUGGCACUUUCUCAACCGGCCCCAACUUGUGGCCCAAGAGCCUCAAAGAUGAAGAUUUCCGAACUCCUGUCAUGGAGUACCAAGCCACUAUGCUUGCGCUCUCCAAAGUGCUCCUCAAGCUCCUCGCCCGCGGUCUUCCAAAGGCCUGGGGGCAUCCUACUGACGUACUGGAUGAGGUUGCCGUCAACCCAUCCAUGCCCAUGAGACUGCUGCACUACGGUCCCCAAGAAGUCCUCGAUGAGCGACAGUUUGGCGUGGGCGACCACACCGACUUCGGCUGCAUCACCAUCCUGCUCCAGGAGAUGGGCACGAAGGGCUUGGAGGUAUGGUACCCGCCGACGGAGACGUGGAUCCCGGUGCCGCCCAAGGCGAAUUCGUACGUGAUCAACAUGGGCGACAUGAUGCAGAAGUGGACUGCGGGCUACUACCGCAGCGCACGCCACCGCGUCAUUACCUCUGGCACCAACCACAGGUACUCCGUCCCCUGGUUUCUCAACGGCCAGCUCAAGCUCAAGUGCAAGGCCCUCGACGGGUCUGGCGUCGAGACUAUUGUUGGAGAGCAUAUUCGCCAACGCCUCAUCGCUACCAUGGGCGAGACCGGCAAAGCCCUACAGUAGACUUGCUGUAGCUGAGACGUGCGCGGAGAUGCAAAAGAGGCACAAGUGUCGGUGUACUCAACUAGUGUAAUUUGUUAAAUGGAAAUCGUGGUCCGGGUUCGGAUUGAUUUUAUAUUUCUUUUUUUGACAACUGGGCCAAUCUCUCAAUAUAGGUUUAUCCAGCACCCUGCGUUCGAGGAUUUAUCCUUGUGUAGUGUCUGUUGAUGAACCAUAUAGUCUCACCGGGAUUGUUAGCUACCACGAGGAUCAUGUUCUCGCCUCAUUGGUAGAGUUCUGGACACAGUCAAUAUAUGUGUAGAACAAGGAAUUUUAAGAGUCAAUCCCUUAUAUAGGCGGUAAAGAGAAAGUAUAACAAACGUCUAUUUGGAUGUACUCGGGGAUGAUUUGAUUGAUCGAUGCCUCACUCUUCGUGCUUAGCUCAAUGUUGUUUGUACGUUUUAAUACCACUAUUACUAUUGAUGUUCAAUAACAAAUAACAUGACGACCCUCGACUUAUCUCUGGAAGUUUCCCAUAUAAUCUUAUAAUCUUAUA